Molecule: messenger RNA, 1113 nt
Organism: Psammomys obesus (fat sand rat)
Lineage: Eukaryota; Metazoa; Chordata; Mammalia; Rodentia; Muridae
Gene: Pabpc4l
Product: poly(A) binding protein cytoplasmic 4 like
Exons: 1
Coding region: 1-1113 (370 amino acids)
Cellular component (GO): cytoplasmic stress granule; nucleus; cytosol
Molecular function (GO): poly(A) binding; mRNA 3'-UTR binding; poly(U) RNA binding
Source: RefSeq, a predicted model, not a curated record
AUGAGUGUGGAAGCCAAAUACCGUGCGGCUUCCCUGUAUGUUGGUGACCUCCAUGAAGACGUCACGGAGGACAUGCUGUUCAUGAAGUUUAACACAGUGGGGCCAGUGUUGUCCAUCCGAAUCUGCAGGGACCUGGUUUCCAGUCGCUCGCUAGGCUAUGCCUACGUCAAUUUUCUCCAGCUGGAUGAUGCCCAGAAAGCCCUAGACACCAUGAACUUUGACUUAAUCAAAGGCAAAUCCAUCCGUCUCAUGUGGUCCCAACGGGAUGCGUACCUGAGGAAGUCGGGAAUUGGGAAUGUGUUUAUCAAGAAUCUGGACAAAUCCAUUGAUAACAAAACCUUGUACGAACACUUUUCACCUUUCGGGAAGAUCCUGUCCUCCAAGGUGAUGAGCGAUGACAAAGGGUCCAAGGGCUAUGGCUUCGUGCACUACCAGGACCAGAGUGCAGCAGACAGGGCCAUUGAGGAGAUGAAUGGGAAGCUGCUGAAGGACUGCACCAUAUUUGUGGCCAGAUUCAAGAGCCGCAAGGAUCGGGAGGCUGAGCUCAGAGAGAAACCCAGCGAAUUCACUAACGUGUACAUAAAAAACUUUGGGGAUGAUAUGGACGAUGAAAGGCUCAGGGAAAUUUUCAGCAAAUACGGCCAAACGCUGAGUGUUAAGGUGAUGAAAGAUGCCACUGGGAAGUCCAAAGGCUUUGGGUUUGUGAGUUUUGAUAGCCACGAGGCUGCGAAAACUGCAGUCGAAGAGAUGAAUGGACAGGACAUAAACGGGCAGACCAUUUUUGCAGGCAGAGCCCAGAACAAGGUAGAACGCCAAGCUGAGUUAAAGGAAAAGUUUGAGCAGAUGAAAAGGGAAAGAAUCCGUGCACGUCAAGCGGCGAAGCUCUACAUUAAGAAUCUGGAUGAAACCAUCGAUGACGAGACACUGCGCAGGGAAUUUUCUUCCUUUGGGUCCAUUUGCCGAGUUAAGGUGAUGCAGGAAGCAGGGCAGAGCAAAGGGUUUGGCUUGAUCUGCUUUUUCUCUCCCGAUGCAGCUGCUAAAGCAAUGGCUGAGAUGAAUGGCCGCAUCCUUGGUUCUAAACCCCUCAACAUUGCACUGGGUCAGAAGCACUGA